Auxenochlorella protothecoides is the source of this 2133-nucleotide messenger RNA. RefSeq names its product Phospholipase A-2-activating protein. Gene Ontology annotation, biological process: proteasome-mediated ubiquitin-dependent protein catabolic process; ubiquitin recycling. The record is from RefSeq and is a predicted model, not a curated record. Gene Ontology annotation, cellular component: nucleus; cytoplasm. The transcript has 10 exons. Gene Ontology annotation, molecular function: ubiquitin binding. NCBI's taxonomy places the organism in Eukaryota, Viridiplantae, Chlorophyta, Trebouxiophyceae, Chlorellales, Chlorellaceae. The coding region runs from base 1 to 2133 and encodes 710 amino acids.
AUGCAGAUACGAGUGAUAUGCGUGUGCGAUCUGGGAAUCCUCACCGGCUCCAGGGACAAGACCAUCAAGCUUUGGGUGGAGGGCGACGAUGGGGAGUACACAGAGGCAUCAAUGUUUGUGGGACACACCGACUUUGUGUCUGCACUGGCCUUUGCUCCUGCCUCCUCGAUCCACCCCGACGGCCUUGUGGUGUCCGGAGCCCGGGAUGCCACUGUGCGCCUGUGGAAUCCGGUUCGUUUCACUGAGCUGCAAAUCCUGGAGGGACACAAGUACCAGGUGGGAGGGGGGAAGAUGGGGGUCUGCCAGCAGGUGCUGACCGGCCACACCGGCCCCGUGCUCUGCACGCUGCGAGUGCCCCGUGGGGAUGUGUGGUCCGGGUCGGGGGACGACAGCAUCCGAGUCUGGCGGGAGGGAACGUGCGUGGACGUGAUCCCCGCCCACGCCGACACCGUCAGGCACCUCGCCUUCGUCCCCGGCAGCGGUCAGGCCGUCUCCGCGUCCCACGACACCACCCUCAAGGUGUGGGACGUGGAGGCCAGGGCCUGCACGUCCCAGCUCUGGGGCCACUCCUCCCUGGUGUACGCUGCCGCGGCGACGCCCGGGGGCCUGCUGGCCUCCGGCUCCGAGGACAACACCUCGCGCCUGUGGCACCUGGGGGGCGGCCCCAGCCUCCAGACCCUGCCACACCCUGGCUGUGUGUGGACGGUUGAUUUCCUGCCGGACAGCGACCUGGUCACGGGGUGCGCGGACGGCGUGGCGCGCCUGUUCACGCAGGACUCCUCACGGGCGGCGGGGGCCGAGGCGGUGCAGGUGUUUGAGGCCACGCUGGCGGCUGCAGCCGAGGUGGCGGCAGCCAAGGAGGGCGCCGGGGAGGGCGGCGCCGCUGCGGGCCUCAAGCUGGAGGACCCCUCUGUGCUGCGGGAGCCGGGGACGCACCCGGGUCAAACGAGGGUGGUGCGUGAGGGGGGCACCGGCAUGGCAUACAGCUGGAAUGCGGCCAGCCAAAGCUGGGACGUGGUGGGCGAAGUGGUGGGCGGGCCUGGGGGCGGCGAGGACACGCUGGCGCCGGCGGGAAGCCGCGUCGUGGGCGGCCGCACCUGGGACUACGUCUUCGACGUGGACGUGGAGGACGGCUCGCCGCCUCGGCGGCUGCCGGUGGACGCGGGCGAGAACCCCUACGUCGCGGCCGACCGCUUCCUGGCUGCCGAGGACCUGCCCACCAGCUACCGGGAGCAGAUCGUGUCCUUCAUCCUCCAAAACACGCCAUCGGGGCAAUCCUUACCUGGAGCGUCGUCGGGGCACGCGGGCGAUCCGUUCACGGGGGCAAACGCGUACGUCCCGGGUGCCCCCUCCGCUGCACCCCCGAUGCGCCCCUCACCGGGCCUUACCAGCGUGGUGGGCGGGGGCCCCGAUCCCUUCACUGGCUCCGCCGCGACCCCCGGCCUCAUCCCCGCAGCACGCUACCUGGUCUUCGAUGCCCUGCCCGACCCGGCGGCCGUCGCGCGCAAGCUGGGCCAGCUGGCGCCGGGGGUCCCCGCGCCCGUCGACGCCGCGCGUGUCGAGGCACUGGCGGCCGCCCUCUGCGCCCCCACCGCGGCCGCGCCCAGCGCCGCGCAGGCCGAGACGCUGGCCCAGCUGCUGGCGUACCCGGCCGCCGCCCUCUUCCCCGCCCUCGACCUGGCGAGGCGCGACGCCCCGGCGCCCACGCGCCUCACCGCCGCGCGGCUCGUUGCCAAUCUGUACGCCGAGCCGGAGACGCGCGAGUGGGCGCGGGCGGGCGGCGCGGCGCUGACGGCGGCGCUGGCCACGGCGCUGCCGCCGGAGACCAAGGCCGCGCGCCACGCGUUAGUCACCGCGCUGCACAAUGCGGUGCUGGCCCUCGUGGCCGCGGACGUGGCGGGGGGUGCCGAGAUCCUGUCUGCGGCGAGCGACGUGCUGCUGAGCACGCCGGGGGAAGAAAGCGAGACACGGGUGCGUGGCCUCGUGGCCUUGGGCACCCUGCUGCACACUGUGCGGCCUCUGCGGGGGGGGGCGCGGGGCCUGGGCCUGGAGGAAGUCGCCGCGCAGCUGGGCGGCGAGGGAGGGGACGUGGGGCAGGCCGCGCGGGAACUGCGGGCCAUGCUGGCGAGGUAG